This is a messenger RNA of Caenorhabditis remanei, 2514 nucleotides long. RefSeq lists its product as uncharacterized. The transcript has 10 exons. Lineage: Eukaryota; Metazoa; Nematoda; Chromadorea; Rhabditida; Rhabditidae. The record is from RefSeq and is a predicted model, not a curated record. The coding region runs from base 1 to 2514 and encodes 837 amino acids. Gene Ontology annotation, biological process: embryo development.
AUGUCAGACACAGAAUCCGAUUGUGAGUUCGACCCGGCCGAGAAUCAAGAAGUGUUUCCCAUCGAGGAUCUCCCACCGGAUUUAAGAGCUAGAGUGAUUCGAUCAUUGGAUAUGUAUGAGAUCAUGAAUCUCGCUUUAUCCUCCGACGCCAUGGAGAAUAACGUGCAAACGGCCGAUAAAAAGGGUAACGUCAGCGUUUACAUAAGUUCUCGGAUCGAGGAUCUUGAUAAAAUAGAUAAAGAUGAAAAAGUAGUUUUGGUUUCCAAAUGGCACGACGAAAGCAAAACUCUCAUCGAAAACGCUUCUGACAUCCUUCAACGUCUCCUCAGCCUAUUUUGUGUCAAAAUGUAUGGAAUUUUUCUAAUAAGGGUUGCUGAAUUGAAUAUACCCGAUGUGAUGAAGUCCUUUGCUGCAAAACAAGCUGACCUAGUCAGCAUAGAUGCUCUAAAAAUAACUGAAGAAAAUAUUGAUGUAAUAAUACAGGAGACUGCAUCGGAUCAAGCGUUGUUGUUUUUCAAAACAGAGUUUCCAGAGGAUUAUAAGAAUGUUGAGGCAUUCAAGUAUCGAGUAGCUUCUUAUGAUGACGCGCGUUGGGUUACCCUUCCCAACCUUCUGAGUAUGAAAAAUAUGGCAAGAAUCACACUCGGCCAGAAUAAAUUUCAUCUGGAAAAUAUGAACACUCUUAUAAAAUAUUGGAUAAAUUGUGAUACCGAUUUGUUCGAUUUUCUGAAAGUUGAUAUAGACAGAAAUAGAGUCCUGGGAGAGCUUUUUGGAAGUGAUAUGGAGAGCGCGGAUAGCGAGGAUAGCAGUGAAGAUAAAAAUAAAAGAUUCUUUGUACAAAUGUUGCUAACGAUUAUGGAAGGAGUUGUUUACUUGAGGAGCGGUGUUCCUUGCGACAGAUAUAUUAUCUGUAUGGCACGUCCUUGCGAAUCUCGAAUGAGAAAACUUCUAACAAUCGAGUUGAUUAAUCAACGCCUACACUUUGUCAGCCAUGAGAUAGCAGUUCCAUCAGACGAAUUCAACUACAAUAAAAUGGACUCGUUUCUGAAGGAAUAUCAAAUAUUGGAACUAUUGAACCAGAAGAGAAAGUUGAAGAAUGAAUUGAAAAAUGUGGAUAGAGAAACACGUGAAGAAGGAAAUCUGGAAAAACUGGAUCCCGGAAGACAGGAGAUUAUCGAUGGACUUCAGGAAAUCAAGGAUCAGUUAAAAUCUCACGGUGUCUACAAUGAAGACGGAUUGCCAACUUUUGAUCUACCACCAAUUCCAUUGAUGGGACCCCAUCCAAAGCCAUUUCAGUUAAUGGCAAUUCCACGUGUUGCGCGGAAUAGGAUGAUCAAACAAAUGGGUAUUUUUGAAUGUGUGGGUCUUGCCUUGUGCUCUAUAAGAAUGGAGAAUAUGGUGAAAGACGCGAGAGUUGUAGUGGAAAAUCAUUCCAUUAUGAUUGGAUAUGAUUGUUGGGUUAACCAGCUGAGCGACGAGAAUAGUGUUUUUCUCAACUCUGACAAAACCGGGGACGUUUCUCACCUGUUCGAUAAAGAAGAUACUUGUAUUGACUAUCAUUUCCUUAAAGCAUGGCAUCAACCCACCCAAACCAAAAUAGAGAAUGUUUUCAAUGUUUUCACCAGACUAAAAAAUGUGUUUAUUGCCAAAAACUUUGGAAUCAUCACGACUUUAAAAUUGCCUUUAGGAAACUUUGAACAAAUCAUGGCACUUGCUGCCCCUCAUAAGUUCCAUGAAUAUAAUGUGUGUGGUAAGAUCACGACGGAUCAAAUGGAUUUGUUGAUGGAAAAAGCUGAAAGUGAUGUGACGUUAUGCUUGGAAGAAUUGAGUGUUCCAGAAGAUUAUUCGCAUCCAAAUGCAUUCAACUUCCAAAGCGUUAACUAUGGGGACGCUAGCUGGGUUCGUGUUGAACAUCUCUUCUCCGCCAGAGGCCAUAUGCUCCUCAAUAGAUGUGCUCUAUCUUUAGAAGAUAUCAACACUUUUAUAAUACACUGGAUUACCAGCGGCACCGAUAUGUUUCAAUCUAUGCGUCUUUGUUUUGAACAACGCCUCAAUCAUAGUGACUACAUGACUGUCCUAGAAGAUAUUGUCGCCGUUUAUGAUGAAGUCAGAGACGAGUUUUCAUGCAUAGCGGCGGAAACGUGCGAGACUCGAAAAAAGAUGUUGUUGUCCAUCAAUUGCUAUGAGAAAGAAAUGUUGUUGACUGCUCAUGAAGUGCCCAAAACCCCGGGAAGAUAUUAUUUUAAGAGAUUUCAAGCUUUGGAAUUAAUGAAUCACCGAAAAGCAUUGAGAAUAGAGCUGGAAGGAAUUUUGCGGGAAGAAGCUGAGAUUGGAAGUGACAUUCGAAGACAUGGAUUUGAAAAGUAUCGGGAUGUAUUGAAACGGAAAGGAGAGACUAAUGAGAAACAACGAGUUUUGGAAGAGAAAUUGGUGGCGCUUGGGGUAAGAAAAUUCGAAUUAAAACGUGAUGAAGAGGUAGAGGAACUUUCGGAUGAGGAACAGGAACAAGAGUAA